AUGCUUCAAACGGGGAAGGAUUUGGAGCUUCACGGGUCCUGUUGUAAUGCAUCCGAAUUGCCUCGAGGCUGCAGGCAAGUCCACACGCGUUUCGAAAAGCUCAGAUUCAGCACCGUCCUCUCAUGCAUUAAGCCUUUUGUAGGCUUCAAUUUUCUCUUUGUCGCUCCUGCGUAG
Molecule: messenger RNA, 174 nt
Organism: Heterobasidion irregulare TC 32-1
Lineage: Eukaryota; Fungi; Basidiomycota; Agaricomycetes; Russulales; Bondarzewiaceae
Exons: 2
Coding region: 1-174 (57 amino acids)
Source: RefSeq, a predicted model, not a curated record